Messenger RNA from Coregonus sp. 'balchen', 12671 nucleotides. The record is from the annotation of a GenBank genome assembly. Lineage: Eukaryota; Metazoa; Chordata; Actinopteri; Salmoniformes; Salmonidae.
AUGUUACAGGCCUACACUAGUGUGCCCAAAGCCCUUCGGUUACUGAAGGGCUACCCAGACCUGGCCAAGGUGAUGAACAUGACCCAGUUCCACACCAAGAUGUUGGACAACGUGCAGGAGAUGCUUCACAAAACCUCAGAUCUCUCCAUCCUCUGGUCAGUGGUGCUAGUCUACUCCACCAUGGGCCGCAUCCAGAACCAACCUCUAGCCCCUAGGUACGUCUGUAGAUCAGAACCAACCUCUAGGUAUAUAUUUGGAUCAGAACCAACCUCUAGGUACGUCUGUAGAUCAGAACCAACCUCUAGGUACGUCUGUAGAUCAGAACCAACCCCUAGGUACAUCUGUAGAUCAGAACCAACCUCUAGGUACGUCUGUAGAUCAGAACCAACCUCUAGGUAUAUCUGUAGAUCAGAACCAAUCCCUAGGUACAUCUGUAGAUCAGUAGGGAUUGGAUAAAAGCAAUAUGGAAAAAACGUCCACCUAGCCUAUCACUUAGUCUACGAUAUUGCCGAUAUCAAAACCAUUUCAGAUCCACAUGAUGUGCAUAGGAUCUAGGGACUAGGGUCUAGGAUCUAGGGACUAGGAUCUAGGGUCUUGGGACUAGGGCAGGGGUCCCCAAUAGGGUCUAGGAUCUAGGUGCUAGGAUCUAGGGUCUAGGGACUAGGGUCUAGGAUCUAGGGACUAGGGACUAGGGUCUAGGAUCUAGGGUCUAGGGACUAGGGUCUAGGAUCUAGGGUCUAGGGUCUCGGAUCUCGGGACUAGGGACUAGGGACUAGGGACUAGGGUCUUGGAUCUAGGGACUAGGGACUAGGGUCUCGGAUCUAGGGACUAGGGUCUAGGGACUAGGGACUAGGGUCUAGGGACUAGGGUCUAGGAUCUAGGGACUAGGGUCUAGGGACUAGGGUCUAGGAUCUAGGGACUAGGAUCUAGGGUCUAGGGUCUCGGAUCUCGGAUCUAGGGACUAGGGACUAGGGUCUAGGGACUAGGGUCUAGGAGCUAGGGACUAGGGACUAGGGACUAGGGACUAGGGUCUAGGGACUAGGGUCUAGGAUCUAGGGACUAGGGUCUAGGAUCUAGGGACUGGGGACUAGGGUCUAGGGUCUAGGAUCUAGGGACUAGGAUAUAGGGACUAGGAUCUAGGGUCUAGGGCAGGGGUGUCAAACUCAUUUUAGCUCAGGGGCCACAUGGAGGAAAAUCUAUUCCCAAGUGGGCCAGACCGGUAAAAUCAUGGUAUAUAUAUAACUUAAAAACAACAACUUCAGAUUUUUUUUGUGUUUUAAUAUGAUCAACAUAAAACAUAAAGCUGGAGCCUGAGGACAGUGUGUCCAAAAUAGUACAAGCACAACAUCACUAUUAAUCAUAAAACACCUCAAGUUUAUUUGAAAAUUCUAAAGAAAAAGAACACACAAACACACAAUGCCUCAGUGAUUCACAGAAGUAUAUCACAGAUCACAGAACUAUAUCAGGGUGUCUCAUGCAGCACUUUAAGUGGGGUUGCAUAGUUUAUUUGACUCCUGAUACCUGGCAUCUUUUAGCUUUCACCAGCGCAUCAAUAUCAGGCGUCACAUCCUGAGUGGCAGCCAACUUCAGGAUGUGAUUCAAGUGCUUGUGCGUGAGCCUUGAGUGCAGCUUUGUUUUAUUUAUGCUCAUUACAGAGAAAACUUGCUCACAAAGAUAUGUGGUUCCAACCAUGCACAACAGUUUUGCAGCGAGGGCUGUCAAGUUGGGGUAACCUGGCAAGAGAUUCUGAUAAAAUGUGUCCAAGCCAGCUGCGGCAAAUUUGCCCUUCAAAUCCGAGUCACACUGCAAGUCUAUUAUUUAAAGUUGGAUGCUGACGGGCAGAUCAGAGGGAUUCAUGGUGAAUGGCGACCAAAAAACGUUGAAGUCCUUCUCCAGCUCACCAAAAAUCUGAAAGUGUUGCUCAAACUCCCGUAACAGACCCGUUAUUUUAUCUUUGAACCGCUUCAUGUCUGCCACAUGUUGGGUUGCGCACACAUUUUUCAGACAGGGGAAGUGAGCUGCAUCACCACCGGCGAGUUGCGUCUCCCACAAUGACAGCUUCAACUUGAAAGAACGUAUGCUGUCAUAAUACUGUGUGACAACUUUGUUGCACCCUUGCAGCUGUUUGUUCAAGUUAUUCAGGUGCUCUGUAACAUCCACCAUAAAUGCAAGGUCCUGCAUCCAUUCUGCGGAAUGAAAUUCUAACACUGGUUUGCCCUUUUCUUCCAUGAACUGUUCAAUUUCUUCUCGUAAAUCAAAGAAAUGCCUCAGCACAGCACCUCGGCUUAACCGUCUUACCUCAGUGUGGUAUGGCAGGCCAUAGAUGUGGUCUUUCUCUCUGAGAAGGCUGUCAAACUGACGGUGAUUCAGGCUUCUGGAUCGGAUUAAAUUAACAGUUUGGAUGACCACCUUCAUGACGUUAUCCAUCUUUAAUGACUUGCAACACAAAGCCUCCUGGUGCAAAAUACAUUGAAAAGUCCAAAAAUCACGUCCUCCAUUUGCAGAUUGCACUUUCUCUCUGAACUUUGUCACAACGCCUGCUUUUUUCCCUAUCAUUGAGGGCUCACCAUCUGUAGCCAGGCUGACAGCGAGGGACCAGUCCACUCCGACCCUGUCCAGCGCGCCGACGAGUGAGGUGAAAAUAUCAGCUGCUGUCGUUGUAUCUGUCAUCGGGCACCAACUCCACAAACUCCUCGGUGACGGUCAAUGUGUCAUCAACUCCGCGGAUGAAAAUGGCCAGUUGUGCAACAUCUGUAAUGUCCGUGCUUUCAUCAAUUGCAACCGAAAACGCAAUAAAUGACUUUACGUUUUGCUUCAACUGGCUGUCCAAAUCCACUGAAAGAUCGGAAAUCCUGUCUGCAACUGUGUUUCUUGUCAGGCUGAUAUUUGCAAAAGCCUGGCGCUUUUCAGGGCACACAAUCUCCGCUGCCUUCAUCAUGCAUGUUUUUACAAAUUCACCCUCACUAAAUGGUUUUGAAGCCACUGCGAUUUCAUUAGCAAUGAGGUAGCUAGCUUUCACUGCAGCGUCAUUGAUGUCUCGGCUGUGAGUAAACACAGACUGCUGUUUCUUCAGACCCGCCAACAGUUCAUUCACCUUUUCUCUUCUCCGCUGUCCUUGAAAGUUGUCAUAUUUGUUGGCAUGAAGACUCACAUAGUGGCGACGAAGGUUAUAUUCUUUCAGCACUGCAAUAUGCUGUGAACACACCAAACAGACAGCUUUCCCAUUCAAUUCCGUGAAUGAAUAGGAGGAUGACCAUUUUUCUUGGAACACUCUGCACUCUGCGUCCACUUUUCUCUUUUUGACAGAGACAUAUUGGGGCAAUGAGGGUGCCAAAGCACAUAAUGUUAAAAGUAGAAGCCGUAAUAAAUAUCGCGGGCAAAACAUCUGGACUGGCUGCAGUUGCUUGACCUACUUGCUCUGCCCCGGUAUAAACAGUUUGCUUGCUUAACACAAUUGCUAUUGCGCCAUCCAGUGGACGCAAUUGGAACAGCAGUUUAUUUUAUUUAAAAAUUGCAGCCCAUUUUUAUACUUUACAAAAUCAUCUCGCGGGCCGGAUUAAACCCGUUUGCGGGCCUGAUCCGGCCCGUGGGCCGGACGUUUUACACCCCUGGUCUAGGGUCUAGGGUCUAGGGUCUAGGGUCUAGGGUCUCGGAUCUAGGGACUAGGGUCUAGGGACUAGGGUCUAGGGUCUAGGGUCUAGGGUCUAGGGUCUAGGGACUAGGGUCUAGGGACUAGGAUCUAGGGACUAGGAUCUAGGGACUAGGGACUAGGAUAUAGGGACUAAAAUAUAUAGGGACUAGGGACUAGGGUUUAGGGACUAGGGUCUAGGGUCUAGGCUCUAGGGACUAGGGUCUCGGAUCUACGGACUAGGGUCUAGGGACUAGGAUCUAGGGACUAGGGUCUAGGGACUAGGAUCUAGGGACUAGGGUCUAGGGACUAGGGUCUAGGGACUAGGGUCUCGGAUCUACGGACUAGGGUCUAGGGACUAGGAUCUAGGGACUAGGGUCUAGGGUCUCGGAUCUACGGACUAGGGUCUAGGGACUAGGAUCUAGGGACUAGGGUCUAGGGACUAGGGUCUAGGGACUAGGAUCUAGGAUCUAGGAUCUAGGGUCUAGGGACUAGGGUCUCGGCUCUAGGGACUAGGGUCUAGGGUCUAGGAUCUAGAGACUAGGGUCUAGGGUCUAGGGUCUAGGGUCUAGGGUCUAGGUUCUAGAGACUAGGGUCUAGGGACUAGGGACUAGGGUCUAGGAUUUGGGUCUAGGGUCUAGGGACUAGUGUCUAGGAUCUAGGGUCUAGGAUCUAGGAACUAGGGCCCACACAUGUAUUCAGGAAAAGUGUGUGCAAAGCUGUCAUCAAGGCAAAGGGUGGCUAUUUGAAAAAUCUCAAAUAUAAAAUACAUUUUGAUUUGUUUAACACUUCUUUGGUUACUACAUGAUUCCAUAUGUAUUAUUUAAUAAUUUUGAUGUCUUCACUAUUAUUCUACAAUGUAGAAAAUUGUAAAAAAAAUUAAGAAAAACCCUUGACUGAGUAGGUGUGUCCAAACUUUUGACUGGUACUGUAUGUAACACCAUGGUUGCGUUCCAAAUGGCACCCUAUUAUCUAUGGGCCCUAGUCAAAGGUAGUGCACAAUAUAGGCAACAGGGUGCCAUUUGGGACGCAGACAAUACAGUGUGUGUUAACUCCUAAAGACUGAGAUAUGACUCCUAUAUAUUUCACUGCUAAAGACUGAGAUAUGACUCCUAUAUAUUUCACUGCUAAAGACUGAGAUAUGGUGGUGUUUUUCUCUAGUUUCUACCCACGGGUGUUGGAGAAGAUGUUCUCCCAGAGCAGUGAGGAGGUUUCUGUACGGCGCUACCUCAUGUCUUUCCCUCUGGUUUGCUCCCUCUCCAGCCAUAGUGUCCACCAGCAGUAUCCAGAAGAGGUUGGUAUUGGGCUACAGAGACACCAUCUGGCCUCAAGCUGGGUAUCCUGCUGUAAUAACAUAUUUAAACUGGUCAUGUUAAAUUUAAAGUUAGCCAAUGCACUUUUCCUGACCACGUUACAUGGCUACGAAAAUUGUUGGUUGUAUUUUCGGCUGGGUAGUUUUUUCAGGUCAGGUCACAUCACAUCAAGUACUGAAUGGUGAAAACAAUUAUCACUUUAGUGUGGAGCAUCUCAGUAAAUUUGGGGGGAAAAAAACAGAAAAAACUAAUUUUAGCGAUAAAUAUGGUAAAGUCUGAGAGACAUCUCUUUGUGUUUCUUGUUGUUGUCUAGACGGAGGCAGUUGAGAAGAGGAGUCUGUGUGACUUUCCUGGAGGACAUCGCCAGACAGAACAGCUCUGUCGUCUUUGAGAUAUGUGCUGAACAGUGCAGCCUCAAUGACCAGGUGUGUGUGUGUGUGUGUGUCUGUAUGUGUGUGUGUGUGUGUGUGUGUGUGUGUGUGUGUUCGAGAUAUCCAACCUCGAUGACCAGGAUUCUGGGGGAAGGGUACAGGUCACACAACUAAUUAACUAUAAGAUUGAUGCAGCCAAUUGACAGUAUUUCCAAUUAUAUUGCAACACCCUCGUGGUCACUGCGCUCGAUUUAAAGGUACAAUUUGGCAUCUGGGAAUCUUUUCAAUGGUAAUUUGAAUUCUACAUAUUUACCCGUUAAUGAAGCAAAUCCCAGAUUGUAGCUUUAAUGUAGGAGUGUGCUAGUGGAAAGACAGUGAGAAGGUGAAGAGGAGAUGGUGUAACGAGAGAAGGUUGUUUUUCUCUAUGCUGGAAAACAUUGUGAGGGUGUUUACUUUAGUUUAGGCUCCUGAGAGGUUGCAGCGUAGCAGGAAAAAGUAAAAUCACUAAUUUAUUUUUCUGUAAACACUGCAAGCAAUGUAUAACAGACUUAAAUGGAAAACGUAUAUUCUAAUACUGUUUCUUCUGUGUGGUCCUCUUAAUCAUGUUCCCUAUUAGCUGUUGCCCAAACACUGUGGCCAGACCGUAAGCGCAGCUCGCAAUAAGAAUCAGAAGAAGCAGACGCCGAGAAAAGGAGAGGGGUAAAGAGAGAAACCUGGCACAGACAGACAGAGGACAGACCGCGGACAGACAGAGGACAGACCGCGCCAUCGUCACCAAGUCAGUGCUUUUACCCCUCUUUAACCCCCUAUAUCUCUCUAUCCCUCUCUCCAUCCCUCUAUCCCUCUCUAUAUACCUCUAUCCAUCUAACAUCCCUCCAUCCCUCUCUAUCCCCCUCUAUACCCCUCCAUCCCUCUAUAACCCUCUAUCCCUGUCUAUAUCCCUCCAUCCAUCUACAGUGCCUUGCAAAUGUAUUCAUCCCCAUUGGCAUUUUUCCUAUUUUGUUGUCACAUGGUCUAUCACAUGUUCUGAAAGGCCCCAGAGCCUGCAACACCACUAAGCAAGGGGCACUACCAAGCAAGCGGCACCAUGAAGACCAAGGAGCUCUCCAAACAGGUCAGGGACAAAGUUGUGGAGAAGUACAGUUCAGGGUUGGGUUAUAAAACAAUAUCAGAAACUUUGAUUAUCCCACGGAGCACCAUUAAAUCCAUUAUUAAAAAAUUGAAAGAACAUGGCACCACAACAAACCUGCCAAGAGAGGGCCGCCCACCAAAACUCAUGGACCAGGCAAGGAGGGCAUUCAUCAGAGAGGCAACAAAGAGACCAAAGAUAACCCUGAAGGAGCUGCAAAGCUCCACAGCGGAGAUUGGAGUAUCUGUCCAUAGGACCACUUUAAGCCGUACACUCCUCAGAGCUGGGCUUUAUGGAAGAGUAAAGCCAUUGCUUAAAGAAAAAAAUAAGCAAACACAUUUGGUGUUCGCCAAAAGGCAUGUGAGACACUCCCCAAACAUAUGGAAGAAGGUACUCUGGUCAGAUGAGACUAAAAUUGAGCUUUUUGGCCAUCAAGGAAAACGCUAUGUCUGGCGCAAACCCAACACCUCUCAUCACCCCGAGAACACCAUCCCCACAGUGAAGCAUGGUGGUGGCAGCAUCAUGCUGUGGGGAUGUUUUUCAUCGGCAGGGAAACUGGUCAGAAUUGAAGGAAUGAUGUAUGGCGCUAAAUACAGGGAAAUUCUUGAGGGAAACCUGUUUCUCUCUUCCAGAGAUUUGAGACUGGGACGGAGGUUCACCUUCCAGCAGGACAAUGACCCUAAGCAUACUGCUAAAGCAACACUCAAGUGGUUUAAGGGGAAACAUUUAAAUGUCUUGGAAUGGCCUAGUCAAAGCCCAGACCUCAAUCCAAUUGAGAAUCUGUGGUAUGACUUAAAGAUUGCUGGACACCAGCAGAACCCAUCCAACUUGAAGGAGCUGGAGCAGUUUUGCCUUGAAGAAUGGGCAAAAAUCCCAGUGGCUAGAUGUGCCAAGCUUAUAGAGACAUACCCCAAGAGACUUGCAGCUGUAAUUGCUGUAAAAGGUGGCUCUACAGAGUAUUGACUUUGGGGGGUGAAUAGUUAUGCACGCUCAAGUUUUCUGUUUUUUGGUCUUAUUUGUUGUUUGUUUCACCCCAAAAAAUAUUUUGCAUCUUCAAAGUGGUAGGCAUGUUGUGUAAAUCAAAUGAUACAAACCCCCCAAAAAUCAUUUUUAAUUCCAGGUUGUAAGGCAACAAAUUAGGAAAAAUGCCAAGGGAGGGGGGUGAAUACUUUCGCAAGCCACUGUAUAUACCCCUCCAUCCCCCCAUCCAUCUCUAUACUCCUCCAUCCCUCUCUAUUUACGUAAGUAAUCACACCCCUGCGUCAUUACAUGUUAGAAUCACCUUUGGCAGCGAUUACAGCUGUGUGUCGUUCUGGGUAAGUCUCUAAAAGCUUUGCACACCUGGAUUAUGCAAUAUUUUCACAUUAUUCUCUGUCAGCUCUGUCAAGUUGUUUGUUGAUCAUUGCAAGACAGACAUUUUCACGUCUUGCCAUAGAUUUUCAAGCCGAUAUAAGUCAGAACUGUAACUAGGCCACUCAGGAACAUUCAAUGUCGUCUUGGUAAGCAACUCCAGUGUAUAUUUGGCCUUGUGUUUUAGGUUAUUGUCCUGCUGAAAGGUGAACUUGUCUCCCAGUGUCUGUUGGAAAGCAGACUGAUUUUGCCUGUGCUCAGCUCCAUUCCUUUCUUUUUUAUCCUGAACUCAACUCUCUAGUCCUUGCUGAUGACAAGCAUACCCAUAACAUGAUGCAACCACCACCAUGCUUGGAAAUAUGAAGAGUGUUACUCAGUGAUGUGUCGUGUUGGAUUUGCCCCAAACAUAACAACUUUGUAUUUAGGACAAAAAGUGAAUUUCUUAGCCACAUUUAUUGCAGUAUUACUUUAGUGCCUUAAUGCAAAUGGAAUGCAUGUUUUGGAAUAUUUGUAUUCUGUAAGGCUUCCUUCUUUUCACUCUGUCAUUUAGGUUAGUAUUAUUGCAUUAAACUCUGUAACUGUUUUAAAGUCACCAUUGGCCUCAUGGUGAAAUCCCUGAGCGGUCUCCUUACUCUCCAGCAACUACGUUAGGAAGGAAGCCUGUAUCUUUGUAGUGAUCAUCACUGGCUCUGACGCUCGUCGGAUGUGGCAGGGCUUGAAAACUAUUACAGACUACAAAGGGAAGCACAGCCGCGAGCUGCCCAGUGACACAAGCCUACCAGACGAGCUAAACCACUUCUAUGCUCGCUUCGAGGCAAGCAACACUGAAGCAUGCAUGAGAGCACCAGCUGUUCCGGACGACUAUGUGAUCACGCUCUCCGUAGCCGAUGUGAGUAAGACUUUUAAGCAGGUCAACAUUCACAAGGCCGCAGGGCCAGACGGAUUACCAGGACAUGUACUCCGAGCAUGUGCUGACCAACUGGCAAGUGUCUUCACUGACAUUUUCAACAUGUCCCUGACUGAGUCUGUAAUACCAACAUGUUUCAAGCAGACCACCAUAGUCCCCGUGCCCAAGAACUCUAAGAUAACCUGCCUAAAUGACUACCGACCCGUGGCACUGACGUCUGUAGCCAUGAAGUGCUUUGAAAGACUGGUCAUGGCUCACAUCAACAGCAUAAUCCCAGAAACCCUAGACCCACUCCAAUUUGCAUACCGCCCCAACAGAUCCACAGAUGAUGCAAUCUCUAUCGCACUCCACACUGCCCUUUCCCACCUGGACAAGAGGAACACCUACGUGAGAAUGCUAUUCAUUGACUACAGCUCAGCAUUCAACACCAUAGUGCCCUCUAAGCUCAUCACUAGCCUAAGGAUCCUGGGACUAAACACCUCCCUCUGCAACUGGAUCCUGGACUUCCUGACGGGCCGCCCCCAGGUGGUAAGGGUAGGUAACAACACAUCUGCCACACUGAUCCUCAACACGGGGGCCCCUCAGGGGUGCGUGCUCAGUCCCCUCCUGUACUCUCUGUUCACCCAUGACUGCAUGGCCAGGCACGACUCCAACACCAUCAUUAAGUUUGCCGACGACACAACAGUGGUAGGCCUGAUCACCGACAACGAUGAGACAGCCUAUAGGGAGGAGGUCAGAGAUCUGGCCGUGUGGUGCCAGGACAACAACCUCUCCCUCAACGUGACCAAGACAAAGGAGAUGAUUGUGGACUACAGAAAAAAAAAGAGGACUGAGCACGCCCCCAUUCUCAUCGACGGGGCUGUAGUGGAACAGGUUGAGAGCUUCAAGUUCCUUGGUGUCCACAUCACCAACGAACUAUCAUGGUCCAAACACACCAAGACAGUCGUGAAGAGGGCACGACAAAGCCUAUUCCCCCUCAGGAGACUAAAAAGAUUUGGCAUGGGUCCUCAGAUCCUCAAAAAAUUCUACAGCUGCACCAUCGAGAGCAUCCUGACUGGUUGCAUCACCGCCUGGUAUGGCAACUGCUUGGCCUCUGACCGCAAGGCACUACAGAGGGUAGUGCGUACGGCCCAGUACAUCACUGGGGCAAAGCUCCCUGCCAUCCAGGACCUCUAUACCAGGCGGUGUCAGAGGAAGGCCCUCAAAAUUGUCAAAGACUCCAGCCACCCUAGUCAUAGACUGUUCUCUCUGCUACCGCACGGCAAGCGGUACCGGAGUGCCAAGUCUAGGUCCAAAAGACUUCUCAACAGCUUCUACCCCCAAGCCAUAAGACUCCUGAACAGCUAAUCAUGGCUACCCGGACUAUUUGCACUGCCCCCCCACCCCAUCCUUUUUACGCUGCUGCUACUCUGUUAAGUAUUUAUGCAUAGUCACUUUAACUCUACCCACAUGUACAUAUUACCUCAACUACCUCAACUAGCCGGUGCCCCCGCACAUUGACUCUGCAACGGUACCCCCCUGUAUAUAUAGCCUCCCUACUGUCACUUUAUUUUACUGUAUAUAUAGCCUCCCUACUGUCACUUUAUUUUACUUCUGCUCUUUUUUUCUCAACACUUUUUUUGUUGUUGUUUUAUUCUUACUUUUUUUGUUUAAAAUAAAUGCACUGUUGGUUAAGGGCUGUAAGUAAGCAUUUCACUGUAAUGUCUGCACCUGUUGUAUUCGGCGCAUGUGACCAAUAAAAUUUGAUUUGAUUUGAUUUGAUUUGACUGGGUGUAUUGAUACACCAUCCAAAGUGUAAUUAAUAACUUCACCAUGAUCAAAGGGAUAUUUAACGUCAGCUUUUUUUUUUUUUACCCAUCUACCUUCUUUGCGAGGCAUUGGAAAACCUCCCUGGUCUUUGUGGUUGAAUCUGUGUUUGAAAUUCACUGCUCAACUGAGGGACCUUACAGAUAAUUGUAUAUGUGGGGUACAAAGAUAAGGUAGUCAUUCAAAAAUGAUGUUAAAGACUAUUAUUGCACACAGAGUGAGUCCAUGUAACUUAUGUGACUUGUUAAGCACAUUUUUACUCCUGAACUUAUUUAGGCUUGCCAUAACAAAGGGGUUGAAUACUUAUUGACUCAAGACAUUUCAGCUUUUCAUUUUUAAAUAAUUUGUAAACAUUUCUAAAAACAUAAUUCCACUAUGACAUUAUGGGGUAUUGUGUGUAGGCCAGUGACACAAAAUAAAAAUGUAAUACUUUUUUACUCAGGCUGUAACACAACAAAAUGUGGAAAAAGUCAAGGGGUGUGAAUACUUUCUGAAGGCACUGUAUAUUACAGAGUUCAGGAAGUCAGACAAUCAUAGCUAGGUUACUAUUUUCUCUAUUUCAAAAUUGACAUUCAUACCAACGCAGGAGACUCUAAUGGUCUGAGUACAUGUUCUGCUUUGUCUCCAAGUCCCUACCAGAUGAUUAUCUCUCCGUCAUGCUGCCCCUAAAAUUAGGUUUCCAGAGUGGAAGCUCAGCAGUAGAAUUGCUUCUGUAACGUAAAUACAGGCAGCAGAGAGAGACGAUAGAGAGAGACAAAGAAAGAUAGAAAGAGAGAGUGUAGAGAGAGAAAGAGAGAGUGUAGAGAGAGAAAGAGAGUGAAGAGAGAGAAUGAGAAGAAGUGUAUAGAGAGAGAGAAGAAAGAGUGUCUCUGCUAUCGCUCUCGCUAUCUCCCUCCUCCCUCGCUCCCUGAAACAGAGCCUUCUAGGGAAGUGAGCAGCAGGGAGACGUACGCAGGGAGAGGACGCCCCCCAAUAAGAAGGAGAGGGAUAGAGAUAGAGCUCGGGAGGAGCCGACGACACGAGCACCCCCCCCCUCCGCAGCAGACACCCCCGAUCGAAGAGGAGGGGGUUGGGGACUUAACCCCGAAACCCCCUACGCCCCGGGGGAAGAAAGGGGGGCCCAAGAGAAAAAAAAAGAAAAAAAAGGAAAAGGGGGGGGAGGAAGAAGGGGGGGAAAAAAAGGGAGGAAGAAAAAGGGGGAAAAGGGGGAAAAGAAACAGAAAAAAAGAAAGCCCUUUUAAAAGAAAAUUCAAAAAAAGAGAGAGGGGUUGUUUAGGCCAGGGAAAAAAAAAAGAAAUUUUUGGGGGAAAAGAGAAAAAAAAAAGGGGAGGCAAGGGGGGAAAUUGAAAGGAUGAAAAGGGGAGAGGGAGGAAUAGAGGAGAGUUUACCCUUUGCAUUUUUUCCGGCUCAAGAGGCGAAGAGAGAGAAGGAGAGAGAGAGGGGAGAGGAGAGAGAGCGAGAGAGAAAGAGAAGAGAGAAGAUGCAGGAGAGAAGAGAGAGAGAGAUGGAGAGAAGAGGAAAGAGAGAGGUAUAGGAGAAAAAGAGGAGAAGAGAGAGUAUAGAGAGAGAGAAAGAGGAAAGAGAGAGAGGAGAGAGAGAGAGAGAGGGCGAAACAAAAAAGAGAGAGUAUAGAGAGAAAAAGAGAGAGAGAGAGAGAGUAUAGAGAGAGAAAAAGAGAGUGUAGAGAGAGAAAGAGAGAGAGAGAGAGAGAGAGAGAAAGAGAGAACGAGAACAAGAGAACAUGAAAGAAGGGAGGGGUUGUGCCGGUUUAUACACAAAACAGACAGAACCGGAGUUACCUUUCAACCAAGCCAACGUGCCGGUCCAGAGUAUCAUAAUCACCAAAUGGUCCAUUUAGCCUGACUGUUGUACAUUCAGACUGCCAUGCCAGUCCUGUUUGAUGCUCAUGUCGUUGGUUUGUCCUUGUUGCAGGAUCAUGACCCAUCACAACCAGACCACCCAGGAGAUAGGGCAUCCGUCUGACCAUCUGGCCGGGAUUGGGGCCUACACUGCCAGCCUGCACUCACUGUCACGCUACCUCAGUCUGGAUGUUACUAGGCUGGUCAAGAAUGUCCUGCUGCAGCAGACACAGCCACUGGACUCGUACAGGGGACAGUCCAUCACAACAUUCUACACUGACUCAUACAGUCUGACUCAUACAGUCUGA